Pimephales promelas (fathead minnow) is the source of this 2786-nucleotide messenger RNA. It is a transcript of the gene fkbp5, whose product is annotated as FKBP prolyl isomerase 5. Gene Ontology annotation, molecular function: peptidyl-prolyl cis-trans isomerase activity; protein binding. The record is from RefSeq and is a predicted model, not a curated record. NCBI's taxonomy places the organism in Eukaryota, Metazoa, Chordata, Actinopteri, Cypriniformes, Leuciscidae.
GUAGAGGCGUAUCGUGUUGAUGAUUACUGGUGUGGAGAAGUGUAAAACACUGUCGGUAGAACAUCUAGUACUCUCGCGCUGAGAGGGCGGGCUUAUUCCUCUUUAAGCCGCUAGGCACAGGUUGUAUUCGCCGGUAAGACUGAAGUUGUAAACGGACGGAUAUAUGGUCAAACACAUGAGAGGGACGGGCAACAAAAGGGAAAUAUUGGGAUCACGGGUAUGUAUGAGUGGCGAGAUGUCAUCUUUAGAGGAUAUCUUUUCCACUAACCAGUGCCCAACUGCUGUCUUUACCUCCCAAGGCACAGAUGUCACUACAAACGGUGACCGUGGAGUAUGUAAGAUUGUGAAACAGCAUGGUGUGGAGGGGGAAAGGCCGAUGAUUGGGGACAAGGUGUUUGUCCACUACACAGGCAGACUACUCAAUGGAAAGAAGUUUGACUCUAGCCUAGACCGCAAGGAGCCUUUUGUUUUCAAUGUGGGAAAAGGUCAGGUCAUCAAGGCGUGGGAUAUUGCUGUGUGUUCCAUGCAGAAAGGAGAGGUGUGCCUGAUGCUCUGUAAGCCUGAAUAUGCGUACGGUUCAGCUGGCAGCCCACCAAAGGUUCCUCCCAAUGCCACACUUGUGUUUGAGAUAGAGCUGCUGAGCUUCAGAGGGGAGAAGAUUACAGAAGAUGGUGGGAUCAUGAAGAGAAUAAAGGUCAAAGGUGAAGGUUAUAACAGUCCAAAUGAAGGGGCCACUGUCCAUGUACACUUGAACGGGUGGUGUGGAGGUCGGUUAUUUGAGUCUCGGGAUGUCACCUUUGUUGUGGGUGAAUCAGAGGACAUGGGGGUUCCUUUUGGAGUGGACAGGGCCAUGGAGAAAAUCCAAAAGGGCGAAUGCUGUUUAUUAUACUUAAAGCCCCGGUACGGUUAUGGCAAAGAGGGUAAAAAAGAAUAUGACAUUGGAUCAAAUGCAGAACUAGUUUAUGAAGUGACACUGAAGGACUUUGAAAAGGCCAAAGAAUCCUGGGAAAUGGACCUUAAUGAGAAAUUGGAACGUGUUGUUUUAGUCAAACAAAAAGGGACGCAGUAUUUCAAGACUGGACUGUACAACCAUGCUGUAAUUCAGUACCAGCAGAUUGUAAACUGGUUAGAGAUGGAAUGUGGUACAGAUAAGGAGCAUCUACAAGCCAUCCAGUCUUUCCUCUUAGUGGCCCAUCUGAAUCUGGCUUUGUGCUAUCUGCGGUUGCGAGAGUAUUCUCAAACAGUGGAUAACUGCAACAAGGUAAUGGAGUUGGACCCAGAAAAUGAGAAAGCACUAUAUCGGAGAGGUGAAGCGCGUCUGUUGCGCAACGAGUUCAGCCUGGCCCUGGUGGACUUUAGGAAAGUUUUGCAAGUCAACUCCUUCAACCGCGCUGCCCGCAGCCAGAUUGCCAUCUGUCAGCGCAAGAUUCGUGAGCAUCAUGAGCGUGACAAGAAGAUCUAUGCAAACAUGUUCCAGAGGUUUGCUGAACACGAUGCUAAGGUGGGCCGAAUAAAAAGGAAAAAAGAAGAGAGUGGAAUUUCAGAUCAGAAUAAACCGGGACUGAAGAGACCACGUCUCAGUCAGGACAGCUCCUAAAACUCCAGAUGCUAUUCAGGGGGCCCAAGUAAGGAAGGACAGGCUGUGGGGAUGGCUGGCUCGUCCUAGACUACGUCAUAAGAGAGGCUAUGGGUUCGGGGGCUGGACAAGUCCUCUGUAAGCCUUGACCUCUGACCUCAUCAUCUCCCAGACUGGAAACAUAUGCUGGGACAUAUUCUAAUAAUUAGGUUUAAGGAUAUUGAGGAGCUGCAAACCUUAAUGCCAUUCCUACAAGAACACAAAACAAACAACAACAAAAACCAAAGCGCAUAAUUUAAUGACCACCUGUAAACCUCUGCGGUGCACGCCUCAGCUCUCAGAAAGGCAUUCAUCUGCUGCAUUAAUGCGAAAGCAUAUGGUUUAAUAUUAUAUUGCAUUAUAGACUUGAAUACAACCUAGUACCUUACCAUGUACUGUAAUUGUGCAGUAUUCAGUGUAAUUGCAUCGACUUUGUGCAUUAUCAGAUUAGGAGUUUACGUUUGCAGUGGUGGGGUGUGCACUGGAGGCUUGAUGUUUUUUGUAUUAUAAUUGUAUAAGUGUGUAUGAUAUUUAGAUGCAAGUGACCAUAGUGGAUAGCUGGACCUAAAAGUGCAAUCCUCCCUUUGGAGAAAACCUAUUUUGUGAGUCUCCCAGCUGUAUUCACAGGAGUCACAGCAGGCCCACAUUCACAAACACACUUUUGAUACUUCUGUGGGACUUGUGCAUGCUUCUUUACUGCCUCCUGGGAACGUCCUAGAUUUGGAACUAUAUUUACAGGUCAGUUUCAACCUGAAACCCGGUAGAUAUACUGGUCUGAAGUUCAAUAGCUAUAUUUUUGAGCUGAGUUUCCAUUACAGUUUGAAGUUCAAAUGGUUUUUAGGGAAAUCUUUUGACAAGAUAGGAAUAUUUCAAAUAACUGUUCUCUUAAAAACCUACUUGUUCAUUUGAUCAAAUAUUAACUUGUGUGUUUUGCAUGUUUUUCAGUAUGUUCCCCAUGUUUCAGACAGUUUUAAUAAUAUUAAUAAUAAACAGUUUGUUAACUUUUUCUGUUUACCGUUUGAUGCAGUACAGCAGGCCUGUCAAUAAAUCUUUGUUAAAGAUGUAUGUGCAUUAAUGUAGUGGUUUGUCAACAUCUAAUCCUCAACCUCAUUCAGAAGGUUUGUAAGCAAGUAACUUCAUGACAGCUUCAGUUCCCAAGCCUUGAUUUAUU